Molecule: messenger RNA, 276 nt
Organism: Linum trigynum
Lineage: Eukaryota; Viridiplantae; Streptophyta; Magnoliopsida; Malpighiales; Linaceae
Source: the annotation of a GenBank genome assembly
AUGAGGCUCGAUUCUUUCUCGCAAGUCUCAGCUCUAGGACCUCUGUCCUCGGCACUGUCCCCAACAGCCGCUCCUCACGUCAUCGCCAUUGAGGAUCCACAACCACCGCCAACUUCCAGGACUAUCUCCUUCUCUCGUCAAUCUCGCUGCCCGUUGCUCCCAUGCCUUCUCAUCAUGCUUCUCCCCACAGCGAUGUCGUGCUUUCUCAUAGCAUCAAACAAAGACCCACAAAGGCAUCCAACCCCAUCUCAAUCUCAGCUAACCUCGAUCGGCUAG